AACUAACAUCAAGUCGCCCAAGUUCAUUGUGCGCUGAUUAUUCGCACCACUCGCUUGACCCCGCGUUCAAGAUGGCUGCCGAAUGAGAGAUUGUGUGAGUUUUGUGUCGAUUAUUCGGAGAUUUUCUCCGAUUUUAACGAAGUGUGAGUAGCAGACGAUGCGAGAAUUCGUUUGAUAUCUAAAUAUGCUCGAUGCAGGCUAUACAACGAUACAUAUUAGUGACCGUAUGUGGAAUAUUCGUUAUUCUGGGGUACGUUUGUCUUAACAGAUUGAGCCAUGUCGGGCAGAGGCGGAAUGGUCCAAAAAUCCUCCGUUCCUAUGUGGAUUGGGGAGAUUUCAGUUUCAACGAGGACCUCCAUUUGUCGACAAAAUUCAGACGGUCCGUUCCGUCACAGACCUAUCGGCAAAGAUGCCGAAUGUCUUCAUGCUUUGACUUCUCUUUGUGUGAGAAUGGAUUUAAAGUGUACGUUUAUCCGAGCUGGAAGAACGUUGUGUCGGACACAUUUUCCCAAAUCCUUACUGCCAUCGAGCAAUCCAGAUACUACACAAAUGAUCCUAAACAAGCCUGCUUAUUCAUACCAAAUGUUGAUACUUUAGACCAAGAUAAACUCAGCCACGAUUUUGUUCACGAUGUUCAAAGCAAACUUUCCGCCCUACCGUACUGGAAUAAUGGACGAAAUCACAUCAUUUUUAAUAUUUUUUCUGGAACGUGGCCUGAUUACACUGAAAAUGUUGGAUUCGAUUUUGGAGAAGCCAUUUUAGCCAAAGCAAGUUUAUCUGUUUCAAAGUUUAGAUAUGGAUUCGAUAUUUCUUUUCCACUGGUUGCGAAGGAUCAUGUUUUAAAAGGCGGAGAUAAGGGUUACUUGUACUCAUCUUCUAAUAAUAUACCCUCUCCCCGCGAAUACUUACUGGCUUUCAAAGGCAAACGCUAUUUAACAGGCAAGGGGUCAGAAACUCGUAACUCCCUCUAUCAUGUGCACAACGGAAAGGAUAUAGUUUUGUUGACAACUUGUCGUCAUGGGAAAAGUUGGGAGAAGAAUAAAGAUGCCCGUUGUGAUGAAGAUAAUAGAGAAUAUGACAAGUAUGAUUAUAAGAAGUUAUUGUAUAAUUCCACUUUUUGUUUAGUACCAAGAGGUCGUAGACUUGGGUCAUUUAGAUUUUUAGAAGUUUUACAAGCAGCAUGUAUACCUGUUUUAUUAAGUAAUCGAUGGGAAUUACCAUUUUCUGAAGUUAUUGACUGGAGUAAAGCCGUUGUUUCUGCUGAUGAAAGACUUUUAUUACAGGUUCCCUCCAUUGUUCGCUCAAUCAGCCAAUCAGAAAUUUUGUUUUAUAGACAACAGACACAGUUUAUAUGGGAAACUUAUUUAUCUUCCGUAGAAAAAAUAGUUUUAACAACUUUAGAGAUAAUUAAAAGUAGAAUAAAACGGCAUAAAAGUAGAGCAAAUAAAUUAUGGAAUUUAGAACCAGGAGCAUUAUCAAUUCUUCCAGAAUUUUCCGAUGUCAUGGAAAAGUUUCCAUUUUUCUAUCAUCAACUUGGCACGAAACCGGGUGAUAAGUUUACAGCGGUCAUUUAUGCCACAACACCAAUAGCGUUAGCGUCUGCACCACUAUUUAGAACUUUACGUAAUGUAGCUAAAUCACAAAAUGUUGUUAAGAUUAUAGUUUUAUGGCAUUGUGAUAUACCUCCACCACCAUCACAUAAAUGGCCAGGUGACCUUGGUGUUCCAGUUCUUGUUAAAACUAGAAAUAUAAAGACAAUUAGUGCCAGAUUUUUCCCAUUUAAAGAAAUAGAGACAGAUGCUAUUUGGAGUUUAGAGGAAGAUUCACUUCUUACAACUGAUGAAGUUGAUUUUGCAUUCAGUGUGUGGCAAGAAUUUCCUGAGAGAAUUGUUGGGUAUCCAGCACGUAAUCAUUAUUGGGAUGAAAUUAAACAACGCUGGAGUUACACUUCCAAAUGGUCUAACGAAUAUUCUAUGGUUCUAACUGGUGCUGCUGUUUAUCAUAGAUACUACAACUUCCUCUAUACACAUCAACUUCCACCUGAAGUAAUAGACACUGUCGACCAGUCCAAUAAUUGUCAUGAUAUUCUCUUUAAUUUCCUAGUCAGUCAUGUGACCAAGCUUGCACCAAUCAAAGUUACUCAACGUAAAGUUUACCAAGAAUCUGCAUUAACAAAUGUUAAUUUGAAUGCUAGUAAGCCAUUGUCAUGGUUACAGCAGCAUCAUUUUACACAGCGUGAACAGUGUAUGAACACAUUUACCCAGCAUUUUGGCACCAUGCCGUUAAUUCGAUCAAAGACUCGAAUGGACCCACUCUUAUUCAAAGAUCCUGUUUCAAAUAUGAGAAAAAAAUAUCGACAGAUAGAAACUGUCUGAUAGCUUUAAAUUUUUAAAAAAGGUCUGGCCAUACCACAAGUUGUAAAUAGAUAGUGAUUGAAUUUGAAUGUAAUAUCACAUGUGAUUUGAUAGAUUUUGUGACUUUUCAGCCAGAAGAAUACAAAAUGUGGAACCGGUUUAUAAUCUCAGUGCUGAUUUGCUGAUAUAUAUAAGUCAUCAUCUUAAUUCUUAUACUACUUCUGAUUGGCUGGUUUAUUGGUUGUGUUUUUGUAUAAAUGUUGUUUAUAUUGACCAAUCAGAAUUCCAUGGAAACAUUUUCAAAUAUUUUAUUAACCAAUCGAAAAGCAUAAAAUUUAUUUUUAAAAAAGAAAACCUGUAGUCAUCGUCUAUUCAUCAUUUCAGUUUUAUUUAGCUUGUAUUUUCCUGCUUUUUUUGUUUAUUCAAUAGUAAAUUCAUACAGCUACAAAUUGAAUCAAAAUGCACUAAUAAGAAAACUAAUUGUCUAUUAGACAGUCAAAUUAUAUGCUGUUGUUAUAUUAGAUUUAGAUAUUUAUUUGUUAAAUCUUUUGUCUAAUAUUUUUCUCUUUCUUCAAGGUAUAUUGUCUUUUAGAUGUAUAACCACUUCACUGAUUAAGAUACAGUCUUGAAUUUGGAGCCGGGAUAUCUAAUUUUAGUAUGUUAUAAAACUAAAAAUUAUUUCACUAUCAAAGUGUUGUUUCCAUAUUUGUGAACAUUGUAUGUCAUGAUCUUAAAUAAGUUUAAUCAAAAGGGCACCCAUUUUGUUGAAAGUGCAUGGUUUGAUUUUCAUGCAUAUUACAAUUAAAGGACAAUAUACCUUUUAAAUAGGGUGCGGUUAAUUUUAUUUAGUUGUAUGAUCAAAAGAGUGAUUUCCCUUGCAAUUUCAGAUGCAAAAUUUCAAUUAACUAUAGCACAAAUAGUAAAUCAAAAUAAUCUUAACUGUAUAUUCAUGUUAUUUAUUCUUGCAGUAGGGCUAGUUAUAUCUAUUUUAUAUAAAUUAAGUUUAUCUCUGCUGUAGGAAACAGUUAUGUUAUUCUCUGUAUAAACGGUUUUCAACAAAUGAGAAGAUUAUAUAAUUUUUAUUUAUAAAUACUGUAUAUUUUGAUCGUUGUCUAGUAUUAAAGUAAUUUCAACCAUUGUCAUUUUGAAGUACUGUGUGCUAUAACCUGCUGCUCUUUCUUAAUUAUAUGCAAGAAAGAAGUUUGAAGUCAUAUUGGCAAUUCAGGCUGAGCAAUGUUGAAACUAUUUUAAUGCCAGAUAUGAAUAAAAUAUAAAGAAUCCAGAAUCUCUGUAACAGCUUGAGUUCUUCUUUAAUGACUAAAUUUCCAACAGUAAGUUUAUUAAAUGUACAAAGUUUGCUGAAGUACAAUACAAAAUUUGCAGGAAUGAAAUGGGGUUUAACAUCCUACUUUUAAAAUUUACAGAGGUUGAUAAAUGUUGAAUAAGGAGUUGACUUUAUAAUAUCAAAAGGUCUUUUAAAUUAUUAUGUAUUAGAUACUUUUAUGUUUAUUAAAGUUUACUAGAAAACAGAAGAUACCAUGUUGGGUAAAUUAAUAUAUUUUACAGAUACCAUGACAAACACUAGCUGCGAUGAAAGAAUCAACUUGAUGAUGUUCAAAUUUAAAUACGACACAAUUUUUCUAUAGAUUUACAAAUUGGACAGUAAAGUAAGAAAAUAUUUUGGUAAAAAUUAAUUUCUCGAUUCAUAUAUGUUAGAUUUUGGUUGACUUCUGUAAUUUGUACUUUAUCAGCAUAGAUUUGAUAUAAACAGUUAUCUCCUCCUGACAUUAUUCAAGAGGAAUUUUAAAUUAAAGUUAAUAGUCCAUAAGAUGAUUCAAAUAAAAUUUAAGUUAAAGUGCACAUAAGAUGGGCUUGGAAAAUUUUGGAUAUGUGUAGCCAAUGGUUACAAUAUCAACUUUACGGCAAGUUCACACCAAUCUCAUUGAAAUUAAUUCAGUUAUCUUCACUCAAAGUCGUAAAAAUGGACCUCCCGUAAAAACGACUUUGCCAAUUAUCGAAAACACUCUUAAUCCCCUCAGACGCCAGUGACGUCACAGUGACCGAAUGCAUAUUCGAAAUGUUUAUUCCUUAAUUACCUAUAUACAGCCGGCAUGUGUACUCAUUAACGCCCGACUGGUUCCUUAAUCCCCCUUAGUUCCUUAAAUAUAUAAAACAAUUGACUACGGAAUAAUUUGUUUUGUAAUUCAUUUUAAUUUAAGAUUCAAUUUAGAAUUUGUUUCUCAUGACAGCAAUUUUAAUACCCUCUAACAUCGUGUGCAGUCCAAUUGAUUAGAAAUACAUUUUCAUCAAAAGAGUAUUGUGGUUCUAAUUUCCCUGAGUAAAAAAGUACAGGGGUAAAAAAUGUGGUCACGCAAAUUGUAUCAUAAAAGUCAAACAUGAAUAAAAAGCGAUUUGUAAAUGACGAUCCGUUAUCGUCGUACAGCGGAUUUGACUUCAUUACUCUGAAAUAGAUCGUAAAAAUGAAAUGCGAAAAAAUAUCUCAAUAUACAGUACAAAUAAAUUUUGUUGGUAACCAUCUAAAUGGAAUAACAGACAGAUUGAGAAGUGUCAUCUAACUAUCUUUGUGUAUUGAUAAUAAUAUGACAAGUAGUGUCGUUAAUAUCUGUCAUUAAUUAAUCAAUGCGACUAAACUUAUACAGACUUGGGGGUCAUUAAUUAAUUUACAUCUCGGUGUUAGCAGUGAUUGUUAGUGGCAUUAAGAAUGCUGAUUAGGUAAUUAUCUUUUUUACGCCGGCCAGAUCAAAGGCAUCACUCUAGGUGGAACGUGUGCGUAGUACCUACAAAUGAACUAAUGGUAGAAUCGUACAGACACAUAUUUAUUGUAUAAAAUAAUUAAAUUUUACUCAUCAGUUGUUUAUAAUUGUUAUUUAAUUUUUGUGUUUGUGUAAUCAAGUAGCAUCACAUUAUUUGUUGACUGGCGUUGAUAUGAAAUAUUCUUUAUAAUAAAAGUAUUUUACAAUUGCAUUGGCAGUUUAAUCACUCACCAAAUGGCAUCAGGAACUCCACGUAUUUAAUAUGCAUGUCCAUGAAUCCCAUGGAAUUUUCGCACCAAAGUUUAACCUCAGUAACUACGCCCGUAGUGCAUGGAACCGUACAUGGCAAUAAGAUUCCCAACGUUGAUUGGCUGAGAAAUGAGGGCGAUCUAUGCAUGCUUUCUUAUCGGAAAAUUCCAUAUUCGCUGUGAAUUUCAAAUUGAGUUACGAUACAAGUUGUUCUUUGUGUAUAGAAAUGGUUAUUAUUAUUAUGUAUAGCUAAUAAUGAAUAUAAUCGACAAUUGACUGGCAUCAUUUGUAUUUCUAUACUUAAGUUUGGGAUAUCCGCAAGUAUUACGGGGUUAUCCAAAUUACCGGUAAAUGCGCUAAUUGCUUGAGUCAUCUUCAUUUGACACGUGGCCUAUUUAAACAAAGGCAGCUUAAAUUGAUCUACGGCAUGAUACGGCAUUUUAAAUUCACUCUAAAAUAUUCCAAUCACAAAUGUCUAAUCUAUACCAAUGAAAGACGAUAAUUCGGUGAUUAUGAUUAGGCCAGUCACGUGGUAAUUGGACCGUCAAUAGACGCUUGUCCAGUUGCCGUGUGUAUUGAUAGUGCUAUAUUGUACAGACAGUGAGAUAUUGUAUAGAUAAUGUAUAUCCUAUGUGUAGUGCCUGUGACGUCACCAGCCAAUCAACCGGAUUAAGGUCGUAAUUGAAAAAUCGAAAAGCAUUUUGGCGUGUCGGAUACUUAAACGUUAACAGCGGACUUAAUUUUAAUCAGAUUGGUGUGAACUUGCCGUAAAGUUGAUAUAGUAACCAUGGGCUAUACGUACAUUAAAUUUAGAUUUUUGAUCUUACGUGGUCUUUAAUAGUCCAUAAGAUGAUUCAAAUAAAACAAAAAUGAAUUGGACUGAAAGACAUCUGAAUCAGAGGAUGACUUUUCUUAAUAAUUUACUGGUAAGCUAUAGGGGGGGAUAACUUCUAUACAGAUAACUGUAUAGCACUACCUAGAACGAAGGUUGUAUCAUUGCCAAAUAUAUACAAUUUAUAAAAUAUUCAUUAGUUUCUCAUUUACAUAUUUUUUAUUCAUGAGAAUUCUAAUUCAUUUAGUUUCCAUUUAAUCUUACAAUUAAGUAACCUGUUUCUAUGAAUGAAAACUUUUUGUGUGACCAGUUUUCAAUAAUUAAAACUUGAGAUUUGAUGAAAAAAAAAUAACAAACAUUUGCAUUUCUUGAUUAUAUGUUAUCAAUUUAAUGUCAAGAAUGAUAAUUUUAACAACUUAAACUGUAACAUAGCUAAAGCAAGGUACAAAAAGUCGCAAGCAUUCCCGGUAGUAAAAUGCUAGUUAUGCAACUUGACCUGAUGUUGUGAAUUUUAAAGGGAGAGUAUGAGUAGAAGUGCCCUUUUUUACCAAUAAUUCGGGAUAUAUUAAUUAAUUAAAUAUUUAAUAGCACUCAAUGUUUCUAUUACCGGUAAUGGUUAUUAUACUUGGUGAUGUUGCCUAGAACAAAAUUAAAAAGCACAAUUUUCUGUUUAUACUCUUCCUUUACUUUAAACCUAAACUUUUCUUUUAUAGAUCUCAUUUCAAUAGGGCUUUUCUGUAAUGCCAAUAAGGACUCGAUUUGUCUUUACUCACAUUGACAAUAUUGAUGUUUUUUCAAAUAAAAAUAUGCUUCAUUUUCCUAUUGUAUAAUUUUUUGGAUUUUAUGAAUUGAGAAAGAGAAAUUAGAUAAAAACAAAGAUUUUUUAAAGAAAAAAAAACAAAUCAUUAUCAUGCAUAGUAUAUCUACUUUUAUUUGAUAUUUUAUUAUUAUAGCCUCUUGUUAUCAGGUCUUUGUGCUAAAUAUAUUAGUUUGAUAGUGCGGAAGGAGGGGUUAGAAGCUUUAACCGAAAAAAGUUUUAAUUGUUGAACUUUAAUAGAAAUCCAGUCUGUUACUCCAAAUAUUUUAUAAUUGUGCAAAUUUAUUUAUACCAAAUAAUCAAGAUUACAGAUGCUUUUGUAAUUAGUAUAUACAAAAAGACCUGAUUCAAGAGGCUAUUACUAUGCUUCUUAUUAUAUAUGUGUAUAUUACAAGUCAUUCUAAGGUUGCUUUUAUACUAUGAUAUUUAUACUUCAUACUGGAUGAUUGAGACUGAGAGCUAUGAAUGAAUGAAUGAGUUUUGUAAAUUGAAAGAAGUUUUUUUUAAAUAGCAUGUGUGAGUCUUUACUUCAUCAGCAUAUUAUUGUCAUAAAUUAUAAAAAAUGUGUAAUAUUGACCUUUUGACCCUGUCUCACAAAUUAUUCUAAUUAAGAGUUUCAAACCUCACAUAACAAUGAAUGUUUUACAUAGAGAUAAAAUUGCCUUAGCUUGGAAGUUAAAAACCCCCAAAGAAAUGUUUUUUAUUGUGGAAGCUGAAACAGACUAUAACCUUAAAUCAUUGUCAGAACUAAUUGUUGUAUUCUGGUUAAAAAAAUCAACAAAAUGUAAUUUACACAAUAACAGUCUUUAUCUAAAAAUGUAAACAAUUCUCUUUGUUUUAAAAAAAAUAUAUUAUGUUCAAGAUCUUCCAUAGUUUUUGUCAAUGUUUACACUUUAAAUUAGAUAAGAGUUGUUCAACAGGGUCGUCACCAUAACAACUGAUGAAUCUUUAUAUGUCUAUGUUUCAAUGUACAAAUAAAUGUUUUUGUGUUAAAUUGUUCUGUAAACAAUAAUUCAGUGUUCUGUGGAUUUAUCAAUUUUUUUUUGUGAAUGAUGUACAAUGUUGAACUUUGUAUGAUAUAUUAUGUAAUAUAUAAACCUGCUUUUCUAUAUUGUAUUGGACAAGGAAUACAAUACCUAUUAACUGACAUGAACUCACUUUUAAGAAAUAAACAGGAAUAAAUUGUAUUAUUAAAUUUUGGGAGGUUGAGUGGCUAAAUGGUUUAACUGUGCACAUAAGAGUGUAAUGUCUGUCAUUGAGUCAAGUGGCUUGGUUUCUAUUGAAUUAUUUAAAUAAAAUCGAACCAUACGUUAGUCCUGAAAUGACCUGGUUUGUGUUGAAUGCACGUUAAACCAAUUUCUUUCUCUCUAUAUCAGAAUGAUCCAAGUUAAGUUCCAUGGACACUUUUAUCAUAUGAUUCUUUUAUUUUUUGCAAGUUUUCUUUUUAUUAAAAAGUGAUGUUCAUAUGUCAAUAAAUGUAAAUAUUAUACAAUACACAAUGGCUGCCAGUAUAUCCAACUAAAGAAAUAUUCUACGAGAAUUUUUAUAUAUAUAUAUACAAUUAUUUCAAAUUUUCUGUGUUUAUUGAUAAUAAUAAUUAUUUUAUUUAUGAUUGUAUGCUAUUUAAGUUUCAAAUUGUAAUAAGUUAUCUCCCUUAGGCAUGUCUUCGCCGACUGCUAAUACUUUGUGCUGUAUGGGGUAGUCCUAGUUUAGCUAAAGUCAUGACAUACUGACCCUUACUAUUUUGAAUAUGUGGUGACCUUUCUUUAGAUAAAGUCAUACUUAUUGUAUAUUUACGGUCAGAUUUGAGUAUCAAGUUUAGAAGCAGACUAAAAAUAGAUUUCUGAUUGAUAUUUGUUGAAUGUUAAAUACUUUUGUUCUAAAAUGUAAAUAGUUACAAGAAAUCAUAAAUCUUUCAAAUUUAAAUAUUCUGAAUUGUGAAUCCAAUGGGAAUAUCCCUUUAAAUGUUUGACUUUAGCUAAAAUAUGAGUACUCCUUUAAACAUUUAUAACCAAUAGAAAAUCAAAUUUGUUGUUUUUUAAAAUAGUGCUUUAAAUUGUCACGAUUAAAUGGUCUCAUUUGAAGAAAAAAAAAAACAACUGCUGAAUUAUUAAAACUUACUUUCACAAACUUAAUAUCAUCCCAUUAAAUUUGUUAGAUCAUUGAUUUGUUAAAAAAUUUAAUUAAAGAAAGGAUAUAUGAACCCAUUCAAAAUGGCAGGGCCAUUCAUUGUGUAAGGCUUAAGGCUAUUUAGGAUAACUCUUAAUUUCAGUUUGUAUAAUAUGUUUCAGUGGACAAAUUUCUACAAUAAGUUUUCACAAAAGAAAAUAUAUUAUGCAGCAUUGAGGUUUACCUAUUUCAAAGAACAAUAUAAUAUACAUCUGUGUAGAUAAUCAAUUGUUAUAUAUAUAUUAUAUCAAAAUUAUUCAUAAUCAAAUUACAUUAUAGAUAUGAAACUAUCUGAAAUUGAAUUUUAAUCUGCACUCUGUUAUUCUUACAAUGUUGUAGAGUCUGUUUAAACCUAAUAUAUAUUUAUGAAUAAUUUUGAUCCAGUAAACUUUACUGUAAAAAUUGAUUUAUUCUCACCUGAUGUUCAAAAUCGAUAAUUCAUUUAAAAUAUAUUUGAUCAUUAAAAUGUUUUUAAGAUUACCUUUUUUCAUUGGCCAAGAGUUAAAAUCUGAGCAUAAAUUCCAGUAGUUAACCAAUGAAAUGAGGGUAUUGUUAAAACAUCUCAAAACUUUUGAAGACGUAGGUUUCAUAAAUUCUGCAAUCCCCACCUUGUAUAAAAUCUGAAUUUCUUUUAGAAAGUGUGUAUUAUUGUGUAAUUGUCUGAUAUGAUAUUAUAUACAUACACUAUUAUAUAUUAUUAUUAUUAAACUUGAUAAACAUUUCAUCAAUAAAAAUAAUGUACUAUAAUAUUUA
Messenger RNA from Patella vulgata (common limpet), 9948 nucleotides. Its product is annotated as exostosin-1. The transcript is spliced from 9 exons. Gene Ontology annotation, molecular function: glycosyltransferase activity. Gene Ontology annotation, cellular component: membrane. NCBI's taxonomy places the organism in Eukaryota, Metazoa, Mollusca, Gastropoda, Patellidae. The coding region runs from base 192 to 2375 and encodes 727 amino acids. The record is from RefSeq and is a predicted model, not a curated record.